Molecule: messenger RNA, 1478 nt
Organism: Bombus pyrosoma
Lineage: Eukaryota; Metazoa; Arthropoda; Insecta; Hymenoptera; Apidae
Product: peptidyl-prolyl cis-trans isomerase E
Exons: 4
Coding region: 101-985 (294 amino acids)
Biological process (GO): protein peptidyl-prolyl isomerization; protein folding
Cellular component (GO): intracellular membrane-bounded organelle
Molecular function (GO): RNA binding; peptidyl-prolyl cis-trans isomerase activity
Source: RefSeq, a predicted model, not a curated record
GCGCCGGCGUCCUUCAGUCAAUAAAAUUAUUAUCGGGUUUAAAUGUUUAUUACAGUAUCACAUUCGACAAAACAAAAAGCAUACAAGAAUUUUAUGCACCAUGAGUACGAAUACGAAAAGAACUAUCUAUGUGGGAGGCUUAGCCGAAGAGGUUGAUGAAAAAGUAUUACAUGCAGCAUUUAUACCUUUUGGAGAAAUUGUCGAUGUACAAAUACCAUUAGAUUAUGAAUCAGAGAAACAUAGAGGAUUUGCUUUUAUUGAGUUUGAAAGUGCAGAAGAUGCAGCAGCAGCAAUUGAUAACAUGCAGAAUGACUCUGAGUUGUUUGGCCGAACAAUCAGAGUAAAUAUUGCAAAACCACAGAAGAUAAAGGAAGGUUCAUCGAAACCUGUAUGGGCUGAUGAUGUAUGGUUACAAGAGCAUGCAGGUGAAACACUUAAAAAUGAUGAUAAUACAAAAUCAAGUGAUACAGUACAGCCAAAAAAAGGAAAACAGAAUCCUCAAGUAUAUUUUGAUAUUAGUAUCGGAAAACAAGAAGUGGGUAGAAUUAUUAUGAUGUUGAGAGCUGAUAUUGUACCAAAGACUGCUGAAAAUUUCCGUGCCCUUUGUACUCAUGAGAAGGGAUAUGGUUAUCAAGGAAGCACUUUUCAUAGAAUUAUUCCAGAAUUUAUGUGUCAAGGAGGAGAUUUUACAAAUCAUAAUGGGACAGGAGGAAAGUCAAUCUAUGGAAAUAAAUUUGAUGAUGAGAAUUUUGAAUUAAAACAUACAGGACCAGGUACAUUGUCAAUGGCAAAUUCUGGUCCAAAUACAAAUGGAUCACAAUUUUUCAUAUGUACAGCACGUACAGAUUGGCUAGAUGGAAAACAUGUAGUGUUUGGACAUGUUCUUAGUGGUUUAGAUGUUUUAAAAAAAAUGGAAAAAUGUGGAACAAAAACAGGCACUCCUACUCAGAAAGUUGUUAUAAUAGCUUGUGGAGAAUUGACAUAAAUAAUCACAUUUAUUACUUAAUUAUAUUAGCUCUCACAAAUUUUUUAUCAGUUAGAGUUUUUAAUAAACAAAUUUAUGAAAAGUGCUAAUUAAAACAAAAAAGUGUAUGUAAGAAUGUUAUAUGUAAUUAUGAUAAUACACAGUCCUAUAAUUAUUUAUUUUUCAGCUUGAGCUCUGAUUUACAAAAUUUUCUUUCAAUUAUAAGUUUUAAGAUUUAAUUAAGAAAUUUUCAUUUAAAAAACGUGUUUUAAGUACUAAGAUACAUACAUUUGAUAUCAUAGAUGUACUUUUUGUAUUUCAUACUGAGCAUUAUCAUGUAUAUUUCAUGAUGAAUUGCAAUUGAAAAUUUAUAUUGCAGCAUUUCAGCAUAUAUUGCAUUAGCAAACUGCUUUAUUACGAAUAAAUGAAGUAGCUGCUGCUACUCUUGCGUCUGAAAGAAUUUGUGUAAAUUGCAUAGCACCUGGUGUUAUAAAGACUAAAUUUUCACAAAUGA